UAUGCAUUACAACAGAACAGUCACAACAUACCGGGAACCAUACAAACACACAUCAUGGAUUUAAUGGAACAGAAUACUGAGCCACUAUAUUCACCACAAAUCACCUUUGAUAUCCUCAAUGACACAGCGAAAACCUCCAUGGUGACGAGACCCACGGGGAUCUGAAGCAGCCAAAGCGGUUCUUGCAGUGUGCUCAUAGCGAGGAGAUUCUGGCAAGCCAGGAUGAUGCAACAGAUUCUGAGAGACAUGUUUGUAGAUCCAGAGCUUCUGGAUGAAUUGAAUGAAGGGCAAAAGCAAAUACUUUUCUACAAAAUACGUCAGGAGCAGGUGCGACGCUGGACAGAGCAUGACAGCCAACAGGAGGGAAGCUGGGAAAAGAGCCGGGUACUGAAGAAUAGAGAUGAAACCAGGAAGAGUGUUCAGUGGCUGAAGGGACGUGAUGGCGAAGUGUGGGUUUGGAUAAUGGGAGAGGCACCUGGAGACAAACCACAUGAGUUGAUAGUCAAAGAGCUGAUGGAGGAGAGAGCCAAGCGUCAGGCUCAGCUAGAAGCCCAGGAGCUGUGGCGGAAGAAAGAAGAGGAGAUAAAGCAGAAGUUCAGAGAUGCCAUCACAAAAGAGAAAGCACGCUUAGUUGCCGGAAAAUGGAAGGAAGAAGCUGAGGACAGGAAAGCAGCUAAACAGGAAGAGGAACGCAUACGAGAGAAGCUAAAGAAACAAGAGGAAGAGGAAAGGAAGAGGGAAGAGGAGGAGAUACGACGUGCAGAGGAAGAAAGAGCAAAGGAGCUUUACAUGUCUCUGGAGCAGGAGCAAAGCAAAAGUGAACAGCGUGAUAGAGAGUGGGAGGAGCAAUUGCGUCGCUCCAAAGAAGCUGAUGAAGAGAUGACAAGGAAGGCCCGCUGGGCAAGAGAUGAAUAUAAUCGUCAGUCACUACGGGCCAUAGAGAAAGGCCAUGUGGCUGGCCUGAGCGUACAGUUUCAAAAACAGACCCACCUGAAUAAAGCAAACCCCCAUAAGAGGCACAGUACUUUCACUGAACCCACCACAAGUCCUGUGUCCAACAAUGAAGUCCAUCCAAAGCCUGGCCUUCAACGUGCAGAACCUCCUUUGUACAGACGCAGACAAAGUCGCAGACAUAGUACAACAACAUUACAACCACAAAUGGAUAGCCCUGCAUGGGUACGAGCACCACGACCCAGUUCCAGGGAAUCGGUUGUAGUUUGGUUUACUGAAGAGCAAAAACCGAAAAAAGCUGGAUAUGAAAGGAAUGGCAAUGAUAUCGCCCCAUGGUUUCACGGCAUCAUCUCUCGAGAGGAUUCUGAGGGUCUACUUAUGAAUGCUACCGAAGGCUCUUUUCUGGUGCGGGUCAGUGAAAGGAUAUGGGGUUACACACUGUCCUAUCGCACUGCCAGUGGUUUCAAACAUUUCCUUAUUGAUGCUUCUGGGGACUAUUACAGCUUUCUGGGUGUGGACCAAAACCGUCAUGCAACCCUUGCUGACCUCAUCGACUUCCACAAGGAGGACGUCAUCACAACAACAGGAAAAGAGCUGCUGUUGGAGGCUUGUAUGCGGUCUGGACCGUCUGCAGACUUUGGAGGACUUUUCUCAUAACUCAUCAUAUGAUUCGCUGCAUUUUAAAGAACAUGGUUAUAAGAAAGACCAGUCUUAUAUAUAAUAAGACAAGUCAUAAUGUCCUGCCUGGUGUGGUUUACAAUGCCUUAUGCUCCUUGCAAUUAAAAAAGCAGACUAAAUUCAUAAAGGAAAUACAUACUGCAUGUUUGAAUAGAUCUUUCCAUUGUAGCUGAGAAUCCAUUAGUGCUACAUUUACUGUUAUUUUUUUUUUAUAAUUGCAUCAAAAUGAAGUCAAAAUGGUAAUGCAACCUUAAGAAGAAUGAUUGUUUUCUGUUUUUAAGAAGCGAAUGUGCUGCAAAUUGAUAUUGCUGUGUAAAUAAAGACCAGUGUGACCCAUGAAACAAUGUAUCAAAA
Misgurnus anguillicaudatus (oriental weatherfish) is the source of this 1983-nucleotide messenger RNA. The record is from RefSeq and is a predicted model, not a curated record. NCBI's taxonomy places the organism in Eukaryota, Metazoa, Chordata, Actinopteri, Cypriniformes, Cobitidae.